Strongylocentrotus purpuratus (purple sea urchin) is the source of this 4178-nucleotide messenger RNA. Its product is annotated as hyalin. Bases 880 to 3369 code for a protein of 829 amino acids. NCBI's taxonomy places the organism in Eukaryota, Metazoa, Echinodermata, Echinoidea, Camarodonta, Strongylocentrotidae. The transcript is spliced from 15 exons. Gene Ontology annotation, molecular function: biotin binding; calcium ion binding. The record is from RefSeq and is a predicted model, not a curated record.
GCAGAGUCAACCCAAGCAAAGGCACCGCAAGACAUCCUUCCGAUUUCUCUCAGGACUACAUACGAGUGGAGAGUUUCAUUUUUUGAAUGGGGAACUUCCCCGGAGAAAGUUGAAGUAAGAAAUAAGCCACCUUCAGGCUUCACUUCGAAUUUAAUGCAAACAUCUCGCUUAGGAUUGGGAUAUGUGUAUGUAGAGGCAAUGAGCUUCAUAGAUUGGUAGACACAGCAGCAACGCCCUUGUCGCCGCGUUUCUCUAGAGUCUUUGCGAAGAUACGACAGGAGUAGUUGCGUGAGGCGGUGUUCGGGCGUUUGUUCGUGCGGGGGACAAGGCCUCAUUGAUCAUGAACCGGUUACGGCUUGAAUACACCACAGGGAAUAGUCGGAAGGAAGGAAGGAAUAUGAAGUUCGGUGUCUUUUUGCCGUCUUGGUGUGCUGCUUGGCCAGUGGAGAAGCCCAGUUUCAGGAAGAUUGUGCCGUGAACCAAUGUCCAGGAAACGAGCAGUGUUAUAAUAGAUACUACUCGACGGCGUCCAACUAUGCCUGUCAAUGUACCAAUGACAAUGUGGGAUACGACUGCUCUGUUGAUGUGUUUGCCACAUCUCAGCAGACCUGUUACGGAUCAGGAUGCAACGAUGGGACUUUCAUAUCUCCCAACUGGCCCUCCAAUUACAGGAGCACGGAUGCAAGAGUCUAUCUCAUAUUCGUCCCUCUUGCAAUUCGGCUGACGUUUACAUUCCACUCAAACUUCGCCGUAGAUUCAGGAGAUGAGUUAUACAUUGGCGCGGGGCUGACUUUCAAUGCCGAUUCGGACUUGAAUGCUGCGAGCGACUCAUUGAAGCAGGUAUACUUCUUCAGGGGGAACUCGGCCCCAAGUGCGUUGAUGCUAGACGGUACGGAUUCUGCUUGGUUGUUUUGGCGCACCGAUGAUGUUGGAACAGACACCGGUUUUCGAGUGACCUGGAGAGCCACGUUAGAUACGAGCCCGCCAACCGUGGAUUGUCCACGGGACCAAUCCUUAGAGGUUGAUACGGGCACCACAUCUAUACCUUUCUUCUACGAGGAGCCCACAGCCACGGAUGAAGGAGCAGUUAGAAUCCUCUCACAAUCACAUCGACCUGGAGAUGUAUUUGUUUCUGGUCGAGUUACCGCUGUCUUCUAUAGAUUUGAAGAUGCUGCAGGCAAUGUUGCCCCUGCUUGUCUGUUCUUCGUAAACGUAUUACAAAAGGACAUGACUCCACCUGUUGUCGUUUGCCCUGGUGACUUCACAGAGUACGUCUCGCCAGGUGUUACCUCUGCAGAAGUAUUAUAUGACGAACCAACUGCAACAGACAACGGAGGUCCUGCACUUGUUCUGACCCAAAGCCACGCCCCUGGUGAUACCUUUCCUUUCGGGUCAACCAGGGUCUCUUAUACCUUUGGAGACCGGGACGGGAACACCGCUCCGGAUUGUAUAUUUUAUGUAUUUGUUACAGAUUCUUUAGCGGACAUUAUCCCUCCGGAUGUGAAUUGUCCGAUGGACAUUAGCCGGCCAGUAUCCCAAGGGAUUUCCUUUCUACCCGUCUCCUUCCCGGACGCCACAGCAACAGAUAAUUCAGGCACGGCGUCUUUUGUCAGCGUGGACCCUCUAUCUGGUAGUUCAUUCGCUUUGGGUACAACCGAUGUUACCUUCAGCUUCAUCGAUCCCAGUGAUAAUAUAGGAACUUGCACGUUUACCAUCACUAUUUACGUAGUUGACACCACCUCUCCAGUUGUAACUUGUCCUCCAGACAUUGCCCGGUCUGUCCUUCCUGGAGUAACUUCUCUAGACGUUACCUUCCCGUCUGCAACAGCAACAGAUGACUCCGGCACUGCGUCUCUGGUCAGUGUUAACCCUCCAUCCGGUAGUUCAUUUCCUCUUGGACCAACUGAUGUUAGCUUCGUGUUUGAAGAUCCAAGUGGAAAUGAUGGAUCUUGUACGUUCAGAAUUACCAUAACCACACGCACAAUAACUGACACCACCCCUCCAGAAGUGACUUGUCCUCCAGACAUUACUCGGUCUGUCCUUCCUGGAGUAACUUCUCUGGCCGUUACCUUCCAAUCUGCAACAGCAACAGAUGACUCCGGCACGGCGUCUCUGGUCAGUGUUAACCCUCCAUCCGGUAGUUCAUUCCCUCUAGGACCAAGUGAUGUUAGCUUCGUGUUUGAAGAUCCAAGUGGAAAUGAUGGAUCUUGUACGUUCAGAAUUACCAUAACCACAAGCACAAUAACUGACACCAUCCCUCCAGUUGUGACUUGUCCUCCAGACAUUGCUCGGUCUGUCCUUCCUGGAGUAACUUCUCUGGCCGUUACCUUCCAAUCUGCUACAGCAACAGAUGACUCCGGCACGGUGUCUCUGGUCAGUGUUAACCCUCCAUCCGGUAGUUCAUUUCCUCUAGGACCAACUGAUGUUAGCUUCGUGUUUGAAGAUCCGAGUGGAAAUCAAGGGUCUUGUACGUUCAGAAUUACCAUAACCACAAGCACAAUCCUGGACACAACUCCACCGGUUGUGACUUGUCCUCUAAACUUCACUCGGUUGGUCCCCCGAGGAGUAUCUUCUCUGAGAGUCGUCUUCCCAGAUGCGACAGCAACUGAUGAUUCUGGCAGGACAACUCUAGUCAGUGUGGAUCCUCCGUCUGGUAGUUUAUUCCCACUCGGACCAACUGAAAUCACAUUUAGAUUUGCUGAUCGAAGUGGAAACGUUGGAAAUUGCACGUUAUGUGUCACAAUUGCUGCAUUAGGGCCGACUGGAUGCGGCAACACUUCUUGUGAAAACGGGGCGACGUGUGUGACUGUAGGAGAGGACUUUGUGUGUGAAUGUCUACCAGGCUUUGUAGGCGACCGGUGCGAAAUUGACAUCAACGAGUGUUCCAGUCUACCCUGUCUCAAUGGAGGUACUUGUAUCAACGAUGUUGAUCAAUUCUCGUGCCUCUGUCGUCAGGGCUACUCCGGUAUCAACUGUGGGAUCGUUGGAUUCUGUGAUCUUGAAGGUGAUUGGUAUAAUGAAUGCAAUGAUCGGCUCAGUCUGUCUCCUACGUCGACUGGUUUGAUCUUAGGGGAUUAUUACAGCAGCAUUGAACUCAUUACAGGAUAUAAUAACCCUUAUUUGGUCGUGGGCUACAUCAGCCGAAGAUGUGACUUCUCAUCAUUCGGGUUUAUAGUAACCCAGAACAACGGGAAGUCGACAGGCAGUUGGUCUGGUCAGUGUCAUCUAUGUGAUGGACAAGAAGUUCUUUAUACCACAUGGACCCAUAGAUUACGAGUAGAUACCUGUGCAGAUACUAGAAAAGCUACACGUGUCGGACAAGAUAAAUGGACCCGCUAUAAACAAGACCAAGCACCGCGUGAAGCAUGAACAAUCAACACCUCGGAUAUAUCAAUUUCUUAUUUUUCUUCGCAAUACCAUAAUCCUUUCAAGCUAAAGCACAAACGGGGUCAUUCUUACUUUUCUCAGAUAGAUAUGUAUUUUUCUUGGGUAAAACCAAUGAGUCUUUGAAUUCGAAAAAAAGAUUAGUGUCUAUAUGAUUCAUUACCAUGUUAAAAUGUUUAUAUGUUGUAAUGCUUAAGUAGAUGCAUGAUAUGUAACAGUUUUAGCGUGAUCUAACGAAAAUUGCUGCUGGAAAGCACCUUUGUCUAAGAUUUAUUAUGGUGUAUGAAAUUUAUGAUUGAAAUAUUUAUUAUUGCUAAUUAGAAAUGUGUAUAGGUUUAGUGAUAUCAUAUAUCAAACACUCAAAAUCUUAUAAUCAUUCGUCGGAUUUAUUUUAAACUUUCGCCAUUCUGUUUCUCUUAUUUUCUAUUUUUAUACAAAUGAUUUAUCACUAGGGUUGGAUUGCUCUUUAAUUUAAUGGGUAGUUACACAUCUAUUUGAUUAUUAUUGUUCAUGAGCUCAGGUGUUUGUAAUGGUACAUUAAUUUCAAAUGCUACAAUAUGUGCUUUAAUAUGAUGAAUAAGUGGAAAGGCUACACACCAUUUACUUCUACAUGAAUAUAGUAACUAAUUUCAGACGGUUUAACGUAUCUUUCUCUUCAAUUCAGCUUAUAUAGCCGCCUUUUAUUCAGAUUAGAAAUCGUAGUAAAAUUUGUAGCUGUUAACACAAGAUCAAAAGAAUGAAUAUACAGCAUAUUUAUUCUUUCUAUCUUUCCUUUCGUGUCUAUGAAAUACUGU